AUGCAAACGAGAGCAUGUGAGGAGCGAGAGCUGCACGUCGACGCUGGCGCACCGCCGCAGACGUGCCGCAACGCGUGCACGGUGCAGAACUCCUACUGUUCGUCGACGAGCGGACUGUGCGAAUGUGCCGUCGGCUUUCAUGCGAGCUACGAGAGCGACGGAGCUGAGCUACGGGCGUGCCGACGGGCGAUGAGAAACACGUCGCUCGUCGCCGGCAGUGCGCGGCACGAUGCGAGCGUCGAGUUCGUCACGGCGACACCCGCCGCGAAAGUGGCAGUCGCCGCGCCUAAGCUAGCGGUGCAGGCGUUAGGAGUCAGGGUCAGGGUCAUGGUGAACAGUGAGUGUACGGGGAGACGAUACCGCCCAUUGGCAUGUCAUGACAGUAAUGGUAGACUCGUGGAUCACUCAAUGUGCUCGACCACAGGUUACGAAGAGCAGGCGUGCUUCGUGCAGCCGUGUGCUGUCGACUGCGUUGUGAGCGUAUGGUCACCGUGGAGCGUGUGCGCCGACCCGUGCCACGGCGGCACUAGCAACCGCAGCAGAAGUAUCGUCGUCAACAACUACGACGGAGGCAGAUUGUGCCCCGAGCAAAUGACACAGUUUAAGACUUGUCCGGCAGUCUGUAACGAGUAUGUCUGGACAUCCGGGGACUGGAGUCCGUGCCAGAGAUUCAACAGCAGUGCUAGUUCUAGAAACUCGGUUGAUGGGGAGUGUGGCUGGAAAGGAACGCAAAGCAGGAGAAUUGUGUGUGUCCACCAAUCAUCGGAAGGUCUGCAACAGACGGUUGCGGAUGACCUGUGUGACGUCAUGGUGAAACCAAUAGGCACUGCAUCGUGUCAUCAGCCCUGUGCCGGCGAGUGUGUGAUGAGUCAUUGGGGGCAAUGGUCGCCAUGCGCUGAGCAAUGUCUCGCACACGAGAAGCGUUAUUCUUCCCGUCAGGUGGAGCGAGUGUCUGAUCAUAGCCUCUGUGGCGAGAAGACGCAGACGAUGCAAUGUCCCUGCUUUACUUACAGGUGGCAGUUCGACUCCUGGAGCACGUGUAUACAGCAGCUGGGCGCGGAAUGCGGACACGGUUGGCGAUACCGCCAUCUUCUCUGUCUACGUGACGAUGAUCGCAUAGCAGACAGAUCAUUCUGCCUUCAGAAUGCAACUCUAGUGAUGGAACCGACCGAAGAACUGUGCCAUCUUCCCUGUCCGAUUGACUGCAUUACAACAGAAUGGUCUGCGUGGGACGGGACCAACUGUACAUGCGGACUCGAUAGUGGAACGAUCAGUCGCCGACGACUAGUCAUUCAGUCGCCAGCGGAUGGCGGGCGGCAGUGCCGACGCACGGUGGAGACGCGAGCCUGUAAGAUAAAGCCGUGCUACCGGUGGGAACGCAGUGCCUGGUCGCAGUGCGUUGUGCGCGAUGCGGAUUGCGGAGAAGGAAUGCGACGUAGAAACAUUAGCUGCAUAGCGACCGGCGACGUUACGGUGUCGAACAGCUUGUGUCUGUCUGCGCAUGCGUCGAUGCACGAUUACACGUUGCAGACGGAUGUUGACAUACACACGGAGGAGCCAUGCUAUAUCCCAUGCGCAUUCGAUUGUCAAAUGACACCGUGGACGGAAUGGAGCGCAUGUAACCGAAACUGUAAAGUAAACUCUUCCGUUGGGAUAGCGACGAGAUCGCGAGCUAUUACUCAUCACCCUACGCCCCUGACAGCGCCCUGCCCCGACGUACUGUGGCAGACGAAGGCGUGUGCGGGUGGCCCUUGUCUAACAUACAGUUGGAAUAAGACUAGAGGCGCAGAUGGGAAUGAGGAAAUGGCGUGCACGCGAAGUGAUGGACUGCGUGUUAAUGACCUGAUUAGAAAAAAUCGCACAGGAUUCUGUAUCUGUACUGACCUCACUGCUAUCUAUUCUACUAGCAAUACUACACUAUCCGGUGACAUUCCCGUGUCAUGGACAUUCUGUGGUGAGCAGCCAGCACCGGUCGUCGCCGAGCAAUGCGCUGUGCCAUGUCCUGUCGACUGCGAGCUAUCGCGCUGGUCGCCGUGGCUGCCCUGCCCACGUCCCUCGACAUGUUCCCAGCUGAAUAAGACAUACGUGACCACCCGCAUUAGGAGCGCGAAUCGCCAGGCGACCGAGGGAGGUGCUGCGUGUCCGCAUCUUGAAGAGGUGGCGUCGUGCGCGAAGGUCACGGCGUGCCACUCCUGGCACACGGGCGCGCUCAGCAAGUGCAUGGUCGAAGACCUGAAGAAGAACUGUGGACCAGGGCUCAUGUACAGAACGGUGUACUGCGUCAACAUACGCCGGGAGCGAGUCAACGACACGAUCUGUUUCGACAACCUGAUGAAUCCCAUGCCAUCGAACAGUGUCGCGUGCAGCGUUCCCUGCGCGGGAGACUGCGUGCUGUCACAGUGGAGCCAGUGGUCAGCCUGCUCGCAGGCCUGCUUCAAGGAUACGGCUAAGGGAAUGGUGGGAGGUGUCCAGGAGAGGACCCGCGGUAUACUAGCUCAGUCCACCGAUGGCUCUCCGUGUCCGACCUCGGACGAACUACGGGUUGUUCGCACUUGCUACCCCGAACGAAGCUGUGACGUGUACCACUGGCAAGGUGGACCGUGGGAUGCCUGCGCUCAUAGUAAUCAAGUGGUGCCGGAGUUUUGUGGCAGAUCGAAGCAGUUCCGUGACAUAACUUGCGUGAAAAACGAGGGCGAGGCAGUGCCAAACUCAAGGUGUGAUACGUUGCCGAUGCCACCUUCAAACCAAUCGUGUAACAUCCAGUGUUCUGUUGAUUGUCAAAUCUCAGGCUGGAGUCAGUGGUCCACCUGCGACCAGAUAUGUCCAACAGAACGUCUGCAAUUCCGAAGUAGAGGGAGGUAUGUUAUGCAGCCACUAAUGUACAGCGGCAAGGCCUGCCCGUCUGCGCAACGAGAGGUCAUACUCUGUCAGCCACAGUGCCAUUCGUUUAGCUGGGUCUACAGUGAGUUUGGCGCCUGUUUGCUGCCAGCGGGUGUGACGUGUGGCGAGGGCAUCAGGGGACGAGACGGUGGGUUGAGGGUGACGCGCGUACUUGCCGGCGGUGGCAAGUCGUGCCCUCAUCUAGAGGAGACGGAGCGUCUAGACAGCGUAGAAGUCAACACCUGCCACUCGAGUUUACCUAUGAGCAGGGAGAUUGCUAUUGCGACGCCGAGUAUCGUUGAUGUCUCUUGCACGUCCGUGCCAAGCCGCUCCAUGAUGUCAAGCAUAAAGAUGCCGUACGCCUUCUGCUGUCCCCACGUCGUCAUCGGUAAAGAGUGCGGAGAUAGCCACCUAGCUGCCGGGUUUGUGUGGGUUUCUACGAAGAUGGAUCUAUUCACCUAUUUUUGUAACAUAUUUGCGAUCGUGCUCCUGCAAGUCAAGUGCCUUCAGUCAUAUAUUGAUCUACGAGAGAAGGCCGAUGCCGAUAAGAGCUUCAGUUGGAGAACAGGUCCGUGGGGCGCCUGCGUGGGAGAGCAGUGUGGCCUGCGAGGCAUGGAGACGAGGGUGGUGAUCUGUAUAAAUAAAGAGACGGGAAGCAUCAUGCGAGACGAACAGUGCGAUGAAAUCAAGAAGCCGGCCUCUCUACGCACGUGUUUCAUCGUCUGCGAGAAACAUCGUCACGAGGUGUCAUGGCGAAUUGAGCCGUGGACCCGCUGCAUUCAUCCGGGGACGCUAUCCGAUUCCCGAUGCGAAUUUUCCACGCAGGGUCUACAGUACCGCAGCGUCAAGUGUGUCUUGAAUAUGACCAACGCGCUACUUUCUGACCACGUGUGCGAGCAUUUCUUCCACAAGCCGCCGCGAAAACGCACGUGCGAUAUCCCGUGCCCGCAAAACUGCGUCGUCGCCGAGUUCGGCGAGUGGAGCGCGUGCGACUGUCGCCGCAACCAGACGAGAACGAGGCGGAUUGUAAUAGCGCCCUCCGGCGGUGGGAAAGCGUGUCCGCCUCUCUCCGAAGCUAGACGCUGCGUCUCGAAAAAUCAUCACGAGCAUAAGAAACACGGCGCGCAGAAGGUCUCGACUGGAGCUAGGGACAACGCGCGCGCCGCCUAUCGGGCAUCCUUGGAAGACAUGAGCCCGCAGGACCGACGCUGGUGGCAUCGAAAUCAGUUCACGAUCUUCAAACGCGAGGCGCCCGCUGCGACAACCGCAGCGCCACCACCGGGCAACGACAAACGCACGCACGGCAACUGCAGUCACGAGCAGCGCGGCGCCGUGCUGCGUGGCGACGGCUGGACGGAGUGUGCGUCUUCUGACGAGGUCAAUAGAUGGAGCCAGCGCUCGCAGACUGUCCUUCCUGUAGCAACCGCAGUUAAGCCCGAUCAAACCGUCGCUUUCGGGUCACAGACUAGACGGCUCACGUGUCGAGACAGCGAUGGAGCGGUGCUCGAACGCAGGUCGAAUUUGAAACAAAUUGACCGAGAGUACAACCAUCUGUACAUCGUUACUUCGUUACCCUGCUCCGCCGGUAACUCGCGGCUACUUCCCGGCCUCGCGCUGCACGAUUAA
Priapulus caudatus is the source of this 4506-nucleotide messenger RNA. RefSeq names its product thrombospondin type-1 domain-containing protein 7B-like. Bases 1 to 4506 code for a protein of 1501 amino acids. The transcript is spliced from 29 exons. NCBI's taxonomy places the organism in Eukaryota, Metazoa, Priapulida, Priapulimorpha, Priapulimorphida, Priapulidae. The record is from RefSeq and is a predicted model, not a curated record.